GCUUUCGAAUCUCAUCAACGCGCUCAACACCAGAUCUACUUUCAAUAUUAUGUCUACUCAACCCUCCGUUCUGAUUGUCGGCUCCGGCCCUUCCGGCCUCGUCGCCGCCCUCACAUUCCUCCAGAACAACAUCCCGAUCCGCAUCAUCGACAAGAGCCCCUCCCCGCACCCCAGCUCGCGCGGUUCGGGUAUCAUGCCCCGUACGCAAGACCUGCUUCACCAGCUCGGCGCGACGGACCUCGUGGAGGCUCUCGAGCCGAUGGUGCCUAUCCGGACGUACAAGCCCGGUGGGCUCGAGAUUGAGCGGGACUUUUUGAUGUUCACGCCGAAGGAAGGGACACCACACUUUCCUUACAUGAACCCAAAGAUGAUGGGUCAGAGUGGGACUGAGGCGUAUUUGCGUGGCCAUAUCGCGAAGUUUUCAUGUCAGGUCGAGUAUGGGACGGAGCUUCGCUCUCUCGAGCAAAAGGAAGAUGGCGUCGUUGCGCAUAUUGCGAAGAAGAUCGGCGACCAAGAGACGUUGGAGAUCAUCAGCGUACAGUACCUCAUUGGCGCGGACGGAGCCAAAGGCACUGUGCGCAGGCAGCUGGACCUCCCAUUCGUAGGCAACACCCAGGAUGAUGUGCGCACCGUCUUGGGCGACAUCUGUCUCACCGCUGAGGGCGUUGACCGCCAACACAUACAUCGGUUUGGCGAUCCCAAGGCCGCUUUGGCUGUGCUCCUCCCAAGCCGCGAAGUCGACGACCAGAACGAUGGAUGGCAGGUCGUGGUUGCCGAUCCCACGAAGGACAUGGCAAUACUCGCGAACGAUGAAACCGAGCUUGUCAAUUGUAUCAAAGCCAUCGUUCCUGUAGAGGUUAAGUUCAGGAAGUUAGUCUCGGUCGGAGAGUGGAGACCGAACGUCCGGAUGACUAACACGUUUAGUGUCGGACGAGUGUUCAUAUGUGGUGAUGCUGCACACGUACACAGCCCAGCAGGCGGCCAAGGCUUGAACUCCGGCAUCCAAGAUUCCAUUAACAUCGCCUGGAAGCUCUCCCUCGUCAUCAAACAUCUCUCGCCUCCCUCCCUACUCGAAACCUACAGCGCCGAACGCGUCCCCGUCAUCUCCGAAAUGCUCAACCUCACCACCGAGAUGUUCUAUCGCAACCGCAACUUCUCCAGUUCGGGCAACGGAUUCGAGCGGCCCGAGAAGCUCCGCAUGCACGGUGUCAAUUACCGCUCGAGCUCUGUCGUACUGGAAGAACGGAAUCCUGGGUUGCCGGAGACCCCUGCGUAUGGCGACGCGGUCGAGGGCGAGGGCAGGGUACUGGUUGCUGGCGACCGGGCGCCGGACGCCCCAGCGCUGGUUGACGGAGAGGGGACGAAGUAUAGGUUGUUCGACCUGUUCAAGAUGACGCAUCAUACGGUCCUGGUUUUCGCACCUUCCCUGGACUCUGCGAAGCCAGUCUUGGAUGCGCUCGCUGCGCGUGCGGGUGGGACUGUCAAGCCAGUUGUUGUGCUUCCCCAGGCCGCUUCUCUGUUGUCCGUCGACGAGAUUGAUGCGCUCAUCGUUUCUGAUGGGGAGGAUUACGCAUACUCAGGCUAUCAGGUCAAGCAGGGCGAGACAUAUGCGGUAGCUGUGCGUCCAGAUGGGUUUAUCGGGGCUAUCACGGCUAGCGUUGAGGGUGUGCAGUCGUAUUUCUCGAAGGUGCUUCUAUGAGGGAUAUUUUGAGGAUUUAACCAUUGUAUCUUUUAUGACAUUGUAGUUAGAACUUUGUUUGACUAUACUGUACCUUUUCGACCGUAGGCUCGUCCCCUGUCCACUGGGACCGGCGAGCCGAGCUUGCGACAGGUGGACUGUCCACCCCCGCAAGACCCAUGCGAGCCUAGGGUGGUGGACAGACAGUAAAAAGUCGAAAUAAAUCAUGUAAUUUGCGG
This is a messenger RNA of Coniophora puteana RWD-64-598 SS2, 1917 nucleotides long. RefSeq lists its product as uncharacterized. The coding region runs from base 50 to 1699 and encodes 549 amino acids. The record is from RefSeq and is a predicted model, not a curated record. Gene Ontology annotation, molecular function: FAD binding. Lineage: Eukaryota; Fungi; Basidiomycota; Agaricomycetes; Boletales; Coniophoraceae. The transcript has 8 exons.